GACGAAAAACAGACAAACCUGCGAACACUGAGGCUUACUACGCAGACGCAAAGAUCUCUGACAAACUUCUAGAAAAACAAACAUGAGUCACGUCGACGUGAAAAACAUGAAGCCCACCAAGUUUGAGGACGAGUACUACGACGAGUACGAGUACUAUAACCUGACGGAUAAAUACGCAGAAGGUUCGGCUCGGAAGGGCAGGACAAAGAAGGAGGCCAGCGACAACACCAACAGACACAACCCCGCAGGACAUGAGCGCAAGAUCGUGGAGAAGCUCCAGAACAGCGAGAAGAAAGCCAAGGAGUGAAUACUGAGGGAAUCUCGGACGGCUCAUCCCGGAAACCGACCAUGGCGUCCUUGGCAACAGAACGACACGUGCAGAUGGCAGGAGCGUCUGAGCUCCGAUGGGCCCGCAGGUGUUGGAGAGCUCUCA
Messenger RNA from Oreochromis niloticus (Nile tilapia), 433 nucleotides. It is a transcript of the gene nupr1b, whose product is annotated as nuclear protein 1b. The coding region runs from base 83 to 307 and encodes 74 amino acids. The record is from RefSeq and is a predicted model, not a curated record. The transcript is spliced from 3 exons. Gene Ontology annotation, cellular component: nucleus. Gene Ontology annotation, biological process: negative regulation of cell population proliferation; regulation of transcription by RNA polymerase II; negative regulation of cell cycle. Lineage: Eukaryota; Metazoa; Chordata; Actinopteri; Cichliformes; Cichlidae.